Drosophila hydei is the source of this 1731-nucleotide messenger RNA. RefSeq names its product Golgi pH regulator (gene GPHR). Gene Ontology annotation, biological process: intracellular pH reduction. NCBI's taxonomy places the organism in Eukaryota, Metazoa, Arthropoda, Insecta, Diptera, Drosophilidae. The coding region runs from base 222 to 1589 and encodes 455 amino acids. The record is from RefSeq and is a predicted model, not a curated record. The transcript is spliced from 7 exons. Gene Ontology annotation, cellular component: Golgi cisterna membrane. Gene Ontology annotation, molecular function: voltage-gated monoatomic anion channel activity.
UUUAUCGAUAAGUUGCUGUUGAACGUACAACAUUUUGCAAUCUGGCAACGCUUAUCUGGACAUAUCGGCGUUUUUGUUUAUAUUGUUUGUUGGCAAUUUCCAAUUAACGAGUGCUGACGAACAGGAGUUAGACGAUCUUCGACCAAGCAAUGUCACUGCCCAUGCACUUAAGCGUACAAACAUUCACAAGCAAAGCAUAAAAAAAAGUGACUCAGCCUAAAAUGGCUUUUCUGGGCGACUGUGUUAUCGUGUUCGUGUCGCAGAUGCUGUUCUUUGCUGGCGGUUGGUUGUUCUUCAACAAGCAACUUUUCAAACACUAUGAAAUUCGUCACAUAUCAGUACAGUUGAUAUUCUCCUCAACAUUUGCCCUGUCCAUAACAAUGUUCGAGUUAAUUAUAUUUGAAAUUAUUGACGUUUUGGAAUCUAGCUCCCGUUAUUUCCAUUGGCGUCUGGGUCUGACCCUUUUGUUGUUUAUGGUGACCGCCGUGAUACCUGUUUACAUUUGUUACUCUGUGAUACACAGCAUUUCCUUCUUCUCCGAUAGAUGGGUCCGCAUUUUGACUACUCUCUGUUGGUUUGUCUUCCUUUACGGUCUGUGGCGCAUCGGUGAACCAUUCCCGCUGCUCAGCGCCUCGCAUGGCAUCUUCACAAUCGAACAAGGAGUGUCACGCAUUAGUGUUAUUGGCGUAACUGUCAUGGCCAUACUCUCAGGGUUUGGUGCUGUCAAUUAUCCAUACACCAGCAUGACCUAUUUUAUCAAGCCCGUUUCGCGCAAUGACAUCAUAUGCUUUGAGCGCCGUUUGGCUUUGACCAUCGAUAUGCUGACUGCAAAAAAGAGGCGAAUUGCAAUGGCCAUAUAUAAUCAUAAUAAACAGCAUCCUGCGAAGCCGAGGAUUUGGGAUAUGCUCACCUCAGCAGUGCAACGUACAACUAGCUCUGGGGAGGACAUCAAUCAAUUAAAACUCGAAGUUUACGGUCUGGAAGAGUUGCAACGAUCCGUUUUUCUCGAGCUAAGUUCACUUAAGAACAUGGAAGAGCGUCAACGUUGGUCGCAAACAUUGCAAGGAAAAUACUUUAAUGUUCUAGGUCAUUUUUUUAGUGUCUAUUGUGUCUAUAAGAUAUUUAUGUGCUGUAUUAAUAUAAUAUUUGAUCGCGUUGGCCGUAAAGAUCCGGUGACGCGUGGCUUAGAAAUAGCCGUGCACUGGUGUGGCUUUGAUAUAGAUUUGGCUUUCUGGAACCAACAUGUGUCCUUUCUCCUGGUAGGGUGCAUUGUGGUUACAUCUAUACGCGGGCUGCUGCUUACGCUCACAAAGUUCUUCUAUCGUAUUUCAUCCAGCAAAUCAAGCAACAUUAUUGUAUUGAUUUUGGGUCAAAUUAUGGGCAUGUAUUUCUGCUCAUCAGUUCUGCUGAUGCGCAUGAAUAUGCCAGCCGAGUAUCGUGUGAUUAUUACAGAAGUCCUUGGCAAUUUGCACUUCAACUUCUAUCAUCGUUGGUUCGAUGUUAUUUUUCUGGUCAGCGCCCUCACUACCAUUAUUGUAUUGUAUUUGUCCCGCAAACCUGUUCGCGUGGACGAUACAGAUUUGCAUUAAACCAAAAGAGAGUAAAGAUCAUGACAUGUUAUGAUAAGCUAGGCACAAUUCGUAUAAAAUCAAUUCAUCAUAUUUAAUGCAAGCUUUAAGUUAAAGAGUUAAAUAUUUAUAUAUAUAACAUAUAUAUCUAUAAAUCCAUGAA